Molecule: messenger RNA, 1001 nt
Organism: Charadrius vociferus (killdeer)
Lineage: Eukaryota; Metazoa; Chordata; Aves; Charadriiformes; Charadriidae
Gene: FKBP14
Product: FK506 binding protein 14, 22 kDa
Exons: 4
Molecular function (GO): peptidyl-prolyl cis-trans isomerase activity; calcium ion binding
Source: RefSeq, a predicted model, not a curated record
GUGCGGGCCGCCCUGCUGGGCGCGGCGCUGGGCUGCGCGGCCGCGGCUCUGAUCCCCGCGGCUGACGUGAAGGUGGAGGUGCUGCAGAAGCCGUUCCUCUGCCACAGGAGGACCAAGUGGGGGGACAUGAUGCUGGUUCACUACGAGGGCUACUUGGAGAGGGAUGGCUCCAUGUUUCACUCCACUCACAAGCAUAACAAUGGUCAACCUAUGUGGUUUACACUUGGCAUAAGGGAAGCUAUCAAAGGCUGGGACAGAGGUUUGAAGGACAUGUGUGUGGGAGAGAAGCGGAAGCUAACUAUUCCACCAGCCCUUGCUUAUGGAAAAGAAGGGAAAGGAAAAAUUCCACCUGAGAGCACACUGAUUUUCAACAUUGACCUUCUAGAAAUUAGGAAUGGACCAAGGUCUCAUGAAUCAUUCCAAGAGAUGGAUCUUAAUGAUGACUGGAAACUGUCCAAGCAAGAGGUGAAAAUUUACUUGAAGAAAGAAUUUGAAAAGCAUGGAGCAGUGGUAAACGACACCCAGCAUGAUGCUUUGGUUGAAGAUAUAUUUGAUAAAGAAGAUGAAGACAGUGAUGGGUUUAUAUCUGCAAGGGAAUUUACAUACAAGCACGAUGAGCUGUAGAAAAGGGUGGCAUAAUUUUUUUGACACAAAUGGCAAUGACUUAGACUUUCUGGUUCUCUUGUUGUCUUAAUUCUGUGUUUUGGAGUUGACAGCUGCUGUUGGCAAAGAAACACUUUGUUUAUAUAGAAGAGAAUUUCUUUUCAUUAUGUACAAAUGUUUUAAACUAUUCUAAAGUAUGAAAAUGUACAUCCUUUUAUGCAGCAAACUUGCACAUCAGUGUGUUUUAAAUUUUGUAUUAACUUAUUUUUCAGAAAUGAAACAAACUUUCUAGUUAUCAAACAUUGUGAAAAUCAAUCCCGUUCAGUGCCUUUCUUUGGGGUAUUUUUUGUGUGUUAAGAUCACUUUCAGUGACUCCUUUAUGUAUAACUUCUAGGCUG